Messenger RNA from Cylindrotheca closterium, 4110 nucleotides. The record is from the annotation of a GenBank genome assembly. Lineage: Eukaryota; Bacillariophyta; Bacillariophyceae; Bacillariales; Bacillariaceae.
AUGGAUGCUACUAGCACGAUAAGUAGGUCCUCCGAAGAAGACCCCAUCAUGAAGAGUGAUCAUUCUUCCAAAACAUCUACAGAAGAGGAUGAUUCAUCAGCGGAUGCAUCCAGCACAGAACGAGGGUAUCGACGGUGUCUUCAGAAAUACUCCAAAUACCUUCCGGGUGGUGAAAUGGAACAAAUAAUGCGAGUCAAAGCCUAUGAUGAACACGAUGAUAUAAUAUCCAAAGAUGAUGAUUCCAUAAGUACGACGGAACGAUAUAAGCAAUUUAUGAUACACAACAACAACAAUAAUAAUAAUAAUAAUGGCACGGGGGGACCUGACGAAGGGGAUGAUGAUCAACCUAUUGAAAUUAUCAUUCCCAAGAGCAGAAGGGAAUCGCAAGAGGCAGAAACUAUGCAGCUGGACGCCAAUGAAGACUUUCAUCGAUGGGUCUCGCCAGAUGGGAGAGCAGCAGCAUCCAAAGAUGAUUAUAAGCCGCCCAAGCAGACGUCCAAUCUACUUCCGAAUGAAGACAUGGACGUUGUCAACCAAAUGUUGGGUGCCGAAUCGGAUAAUGAUGAUGAUGAUUCGGAUGACGGGAAGAAAAAGAUGGGGAAAAAGGGAAAUAGUCGGGAUACUGGCAAAACACCAAGGGUAGCCAACCGAACCGAUGGGGAAGUAGACACGAACGAAGCUACAAAUUCGGAGAACCAUGAUCACAUAAAAGUGAAUCGACCCGCAAGCAAUUCACAGAUUCCUGCUGCUGAAAACCAAAAGACAUCGUCUCAGCUGACAUCUAAUGUUCUUGGCAACGAGGACAUGGAAAUGGUGAACAUGAUGCUGGGAGACGACGAUAAUUCAGAUGAUGAUUCUUCACCAGACGAAGAGGACGAGGAACGAGCUUUUCAGGAAACCUAUCCCAACGUCAUGUGGAACAUUCCAGAUGACGAGGAUGUUGCUGAAAAUGAUGGUACGCCCAAAAGUACCAACCGGCGAUUGCUCGACAGUUCGGAAAGUGACUCACGCGACAAACGAUUUACAUCCGAUGACACAAUGAUGUCCAUGACGGAAGUAUACGAUGAGGAGAUUCCUGACCACCAAGGGUCAGAAACACACCGAUGGGGAAAUACAAGAGUAGCAGGUUAUAUCAGCGAUCCCUCGGUAACAGAGGAGAGUUUGCCUGGAUUUGUUGGAGCUACUGGAAAGGGAACUCCGUUCAAUAAUCACAGUGACUCUGGAGAAUCUUCUAUCAUGACAUCGGACGAUUCCCUUUCACCAGUACCAAUAGCGAAACCACCGGUUCCAAAACAGCAACCUGGCGAUCAUCUCCAACAGGAAGGACUACCGCGAAUCGAGGAAUCUGACGGAGCAUCGCCAAAUUUAGUAUCAGAGGACCCUACACCGCAAGUGGAAAAUGCUGGAACUCCUUUCAAUCCGAAUAGUGACUCGGGCGAAUCUACCAUCUUGACCUCGGACGAUUCCGCCAUGUCAAUAUCGCCGAUACCAAUAGCGAAACCACCAAUCCCAAAGCAACAGAGUCCCAAAGAGAAGCCUAGUAGUAUACCUGCACAGGAAGAACUCACGUCAAUCGACGAAGGUGCAGCCCUGCUCAGAUCAACGCCAGAUUUGGAAGAUGAUGAUGGUUCGAUGCCCCAAGUAGUAGAAAAUGAUCCUUGGGUCCGAAUGAUGGAACGAAGGGACAUGCGAAUUGACCACAUGGACACUGAUUUCUUGUGUUUAUGGUCAAAACCAUCCGUUCAGAAAUUGAAAAAUGUGAUUGGAAACAAUUCAUUUAGCGAAGACGAAACCAUAGAGUCCCAACAUGAUAUCAUGGGCGCACCCAUGACUCCAGAAGCUCUUCUUGGUUCGGACGAUGAAGAUGCACUCCUUGAAUCGAAACUCUUGGUGGCACAUAAUCCAUUAAAGGUUCCAGAUAUAAGUUUGCAGACCCGACACAUUCAAGGUACACGACAAGCAAAUCAAGGAUCUCCGCAAGAUGUCAAAUCGAAUACCAGGCAAAUCAAUUCGCGCGAUGGUUCCAUGUCGUCAAAUGCCAAUGAUCGAACGGCUGUUACAAAUGACCAAAUUCCGCCGACCGGAGAAGAUGACGAUUCACAAAGCAGUUUUGUUGGCGGUCCACAACAUCAACAAGCACGAGACAUUGAGAAUGCUAUCAUGGGUAAUAACAAUUCCGUCACUGUGCGGAGAUCUGGAGCAGGAUCACGGAUGAAUCAAUCUCCCGAUUUCACUCACAGUGUUGUAUCUUCGAAUGGAUGGGAGAGUACAGCAAGUAGCUCACUUGGCGAUCCCUAUGAAGAUCUCGAAAAUGCUGGUGUAGAAAGUGAUGAUGACGGACCGCCGCAUCUGUUUUCUGAUGAAGACAUCUCUUUGCAUGAUGAGUACGACCCUUUGACACCCGCACAUACCGCGCGCGGCGGUGUGAACCGAUCUCGCCAUUCUGAAGUUAUCGUCAGCCUCGGACCAAAUCGACCAGCUCCACGCUCCUCGGAAAUCACUGUAGUACGGGGUUCCAGAACGAAGAAGAACGAUCCAGAUGCGCUUGUAAGGGAGCGACACGAUAUUGCAACAGGACGUACUUCUGGUAACAGUUCUAGAAAACGGCAACUUGCACCACAGGAACGGGGGAUGUCUCCGCGAAAGAUGCACAUUAUCGUGGUCUUGUUUGUUUCCUUUAUACUCGGCGCUGCGACGUUCUGGUACAUCUGGGCAAAUUACCUCACGGAUGACGACACAGAAGCCCAAGCAGUACAAGGUCCAGCAAUUCAAACAACGCCACCACCUACCGUACGAGAAACAGAAACACCAUCUUAUUCGCCAUCUUCUGCACCGACCAAGAGUCCGUCUGAAAUUCUACGCGACUUGCUUGUAUUUGUGUGGCCAAGUCUGGAAUCCAAUUUUUCCGAUUCCACCUCGCCGCAGUUCAAGGCACUUGUCUGGUUGCAAGACAACCUCAACAUCGACUCCUAUGGUUCUCAGCAAAAAAUUCAAAGGUUUGCGCUUGCAACACUGUUCUACAGUACCAAUGGCAAUGGAUGGACCAACAAAGGCUCAUGGUUAACAGAUGCCGACGAAUGUGAAUGGAACACGAGCAACAGUUUCCGGCCACCGUGUAACGAAGAAGGACUCUACGUUUAUCUAGAGCUGAGGUCCAACGGCUUGUCAGGUACCGUACCUUCCGAAAUAGCGUUACUUUCAAAUAGUCUGGUCCGGCUUGAGAUGUCCCAAGACGGAAUCGGUUCCUCUGCCAUUUCUGGUUCGAUUCCACCCGAGCUUGGUGAAUUGACUCUGCUUGAAUCUAUCAGCCUUGCCAACAAUGCCUUUUCCGGGACACUUCCGGCAGAGAUUGGCAAAUGGACCAAGGCUACCGCCGUGGACGUGCGUGGUAACGAACUUCGCGGUGCUAUUCCCAUCGAUAUUUUUCGCCUGACGUCGUUGACCUCACUGAGUCUGGAAAGGAAUCAGUUCACUCUUUUGCCGCGGCAGAUUGGGGAUUUGAGCGCCUUAAAACAACUGGACGCUUCCUUCAAUCGUAUAGGAUACCUGCCGCCAGAGAUUGGGAACCUUCGGUUGCUCCGUCGAUUGGAUAUUUCCAACAACCAGAUUGAGUCGCCAAUCCCUAGUACAUUUGGGAAAUUGAUGGAUUUGAUCAGUCUGGAUUUGAGCUCCAACUUGAUGGUCGAAACCAUACCAAGCAAUUGGAACAACACGGUCCGCCUUCGAGACCUGGACCUUUCCGAUAAUCGACUGAGUGGAAGUAUUCCCAGUGAGCUAUCCAGAGCCACCCUUUUGCGCAACCUGAUAUUGCACGACAACAAUCUCAGUGGAACCAUUCCUACCUCUUUUGGAGCAUUAUCUCGACUAGCCACAUUCCGCGUGGAGGCGAACAAUUUGACUGGAAUCGUAUCUACGAGCAUUUGCAACGUUUUUAACGAGUCAGUCCCCGCUUUUAUUUCCGACUGCAUCGCCGAGCUUGACUGCCCUUGCUGCAUGUUUUGCUGCGAAGAUCCUGGUGUUUGUCAGUGCCAGCUAGAGGGCGAGCUCGAGUUCUUGUGCUCCGAAUACACAACCACCUUUGCAAUUUCCUCUUCGGGGUUACUGAAUUGA